This is a messenger RNA of Durusdinium trenchii, 1980 nucleotides long. NCBI's taxonomy places the organism in Eukaryota, Dinophyceae, Suessiales, Symbiodiniaceae. The record is from the annotation of a GenBank genome assembly.
AUGCAUGGGUACUAUAUAGCCACACCACCCAACUCGGACAUGGCCAGCCCGCUGCGCCAGCCCGCUGCGCUUCAGCCAGCCCGACGCAGCCUCCGGGCACCCUCAUCUCCACACCGCCUCAGCACCCCUCGUCGGCGUGGUCGUACCGUUCCCACCAUCGCAGAGGACGGCCAGGGACUCUUUCAGACCUCGGCGCGAGGGCGGUCGAAGUCCGGCCGGUCGCCCACCUCCAGCCCACUGGACAAGCGAGUCUAUGUGACGCUCGCCUGGCACAAGGCUGGGACCCAGCUGAUGCGGAACACCAUGCGUUGGAUCUGGGACUUGCUGGACGCCCGUGAAGCCUGCAGGUAUGACGGUUAUGGAGUGGACCUCAUCUCGCAUGGCUUCUGGGAGCAGGACUGCCCAGAGCACCCGGACGUCAAGAUCCGCUUCAACAACCACGCGAACCAGACCUUCCUGCCAGCUCUCCGCGCGGACACCGCCAGCUCUGGCGGAUUCAAGGGAGUGAUGACCCUUCGAGACCCCUUGGAGAUGGUCAUCUCCUCCUAUUGCUACCACCACCGUGGCGCUGAGCCCAAGAACCCCAUCUCCGUUGGGAUGGUCGAGCUGGGUCCCAAGGAGGGCGUCCCAGAGAUGGCCAAGCGCAUGGCGCCGAUCAUACGCGAUAUGUUCGAGGUCUUCCAGGUGGCCAAGCCGGAAGUCUAUGUGAGCCACUUCGAGAGAAUGACUGGGAGCUCCAGCGGUUUCAAUCAAACUGUGAAGGAGAUCUUGGACUUCCUCUUCGGCGACGAGGUCUCCGACCACUUCAAGCGCCGUGCACUGGACGCGGCGGCGCACGAGGAUUUGAACCGCGGGGAGGAUGGCUUCAGCUUCUCCUUUCACUCGGAGGCUGACAACCAAGUGAACCAUACCAGUGAUGAUCAAGAACUGAAUGAAGCACGGUCCUAUUUGUCGCUGGUGGACCAGGAGCUUCUUGAAGAGCUCCUCCAUUUCCAGAAGGCCCUCGGCUACCCCCCGACCGCUGUGAAGAAAUUGUCUUGGCUUCUUCCCGCACUGGCCCUGUCCGCCGUAACCUUCACUGCCGCCGCUGCAGAGCAACUGUGGCAGGCCGCGGGGGAGUUCUGCAAGGACCAACACCAGCACGGCCCAGGGCUGUUUCAAACGUCUUUGGCCCGCCGCCACGCGCGGUCAAAGCCUGAAAAUCCCCUGGACAAGCGGGUCUAUGUAACUUGCACGAGUCACAAAGCUGGCAGCCAGCUGCUGCGGAACACCAUGCGUUGGAUCCUGGACCUUCUGGGCGCCCGGGAAGGCUGCCGGUAUGACCAUAUGGGACAAGAGUUCCUCACCCACGGCGUGUGGGAUCAGGAGUGUUCCGAGCACCCAGCGAACGUGCGCUUCCACAACCACAUCAGCGGCAAAGCGCUGCUGGAGCUGCGUGCGGAGACCGCGCAAACGGGCGGCUUUCGGGGAGUGAUGACCAUUCGAAACCCCUUGGAGAUGGUCAUCUCCUCCUAUUGCUACCACCAUCGCGGCGCCGAGCCCUGGAACUCCAUCAGUGACGGAAUGGCCUCCAUGCAUCCCAAGGAUGGCGUGCCCGAGAUGGCCAGAAGGAUGCUGCCCGUCGUCUACAACAUGGUCCAAGCCUACCAGGUGACGAAGCCGGAAGUCUAUGUGAGCCGCUUCGAGAGAAUGACCGGUUCCUCGACCGGUUUCAAUCAAACCGUACAGGAGAUGUUGGACUUCCUCUUCGGCAACGAGGUCUCUGACAACUUCAAGCGCCGGGCACUGGACGCCGCGGUGCAUGAGGAUUUGAACCGCGGGGAGUUCGGCUACUCCUUCACCGAUCACACCAACGACGUCAACCACACGAGUGAUGAACAAGAAAUGGACGAAGCCCGGUCCUAUUUGUCGCUGGUCGACAAGGACCUGAUGGCGCACUACAAGGAAAUGCAGAAGGCCCUCGGCUACUCCACCGAGUGA